Messenger RNA from Syngnathus acus (greater pipefish), 1874 nucleotides. It is a transcript of the gene tshba, whose product is annotated as thyroid stimulating hormone subunit beta a. The record is from RefSeq and is a predicted model, not a curated record. Gene Ontology annotation, biological process: G protein-coupled receptor signaling pathway. Gene Ontology annotation, cellular component: extracellular region; cytoplasm. Gene Ontology annotation, molecular function: hormone activity. The transcript is spliced from 2 exons. Bases 27 to 455 code for a protein of 142 amino acids. NCBI's taxonomy places the organism in Eukaryota, Metazoa, Chordata, Actinopteri, Syngnathiformes, Syngnathidae.
CGCCGUGACUCGGACCUCGGCUGAAGAUGAAUGCCGCCGUGUUGGCCUGCUGCCUCCUCUUGCUGCUUUUCAUCCCGGCAGCACCGAUGUGCAUAGCUAGCGAUUACACCUUGUACGUGGAGAAGCCUGAGUGCGACUUCUGCGUGGCCAUCAACACCACCAUCUGCAUGGGAUUUUGCUACUCCAGGGACAGCAACAUCAGAGACCUAUUUGGCUCGCGCUUCCUGAUCCAAAGAGGCUGCACCUACGACAGGGUGGAGUACCGCACGAUCCAGCUGCCCGGAUGUCCCGGAGCGGCCAGCGCCGCCUUCGCCUACCCGGUAGCACUCAGCUGCCACUGCGGAGCCUGCAGGACAGAUACGGAUGAGUGUGCCCACAGGGCUGACAUGGGCGGCAUCGCAUGCACCAAACCGGUCCGACAUAUGUACCCAUACCUAGGCGACUUCAUGCUCUAAUGAAUCCCACUUGUUGCUUUGCCGUGUUUGCCAUCUCUGAGUCACUGACCUGGUUUAUCUCGAAUGUAUGCAAAUGUGUGUGGGUAGAUUCCACGCUCUUGAUUAAAGCCUCUAAAUAGCUUUCCAACUAAGCUGCGCUUGACUUAAGCACAUCCUGUUUUGCUUUUUGUUACCUGCAAUGUCACCUCAGAGACUAGAUUAGCCUUGACACAUGAAGAAGCCCUUGUUAUGGGUUGAGGAAUGAAGGCCCCUGUAUUUCUUCAAGGACAGUGUCGCCAAAACAUAAGAUGGAUUUGAAUUGUUGACUUAAAGUCCCUGUCUUCUAAAUUUAACAUACCACAAAAGAAGCAUGUUAAGUGUGUCAAAUUUAAAACUCACACAAUAAGGAUAAAGAAGUUCCUCAGUUUUCAUUCUUAUGGCAUUGACGUAACUCAAAUCUUCGAAAGACACUUUCUUAAUGACAGUAAAUAUUCCCCUCCAUAAAUAACAGAAGAAGGACAAAGAAAUACGAAGAUAAAACUUCAGCUGUAACUGAGCUCUUAUUCACCACUCCACACAUUCUUAACCUUGAAACAUUAAAUUGUGUCAGGACUCAGAAAUGUCGUAAACUUGUUUUUGCUUUCAUACUAGUAUUGAAAAUAACGAAUGCCCAAAUGCUAUUCUGGUCUGCAAUCUGCAGUUGACUUCAACUACUGGCUGCUCUGGUGGUAUACCUCGGUCCCAUUGUCAACACGAAAUGAUGCAUUCCUUCUCCGAUGUCAGUAGCAAGGAGUGACCAACUUGACUUUUUUCCAAGUUGUUUGAUUUGGUAACAUGCUCUUGUGUUAGCACCUCUCAUCCCCACAGGAGCUUUUGGGAAGACAGCUGGAGUGUAUUAAUAGCACGGCCGGCCGGUCAAGAGUGGGAGAACGCUCAAUACGCAUGGUCAUGUGAAUGGAUGACAUCACUCCCGUCAUCAUGUGAUGUCCACCCUUUUGUCUUUAUGAUCCUUCCUAUUCCCGGCGCACCUCUGACAAGGGCUCAUGUUUUUGGUUUAAAGCCGAUGACACAGAAGGGAAAGAUAUUCUAGGGAAGGGUUAAAACGUGUUUGUACAAAGCCAAGGCAAUCUUACCUAACAGCGAUCUUGCACAACAGUACCUGAGGCACUGUAGCUCUUGGAGGGCCUGCAGGAAUUUGUUGGCCUUCAAUGAGAUGUUCUAAAGCAAUGUGGGGUUGAGUACUUUUGGAAUCUGCUGAACCUGAUCUGUGAGGCACAUACCAUUCAUCCAUUUGAAAAAAAUAACAUGCCGUUUGGUCAGUAUUGUGCUUACUUAACAACAGCAAUUGUACCACCAUACAGUGGACCGACCCAUGGGCUGCAGACACCUCAUUCUCAAGCGAGGCAAUCAUUUGAGUUUUUAUACACACUUUGAAUUACA